CUCUCCGGUUUCAACACCUAUUUCGACUCACCCAUGCUGUGCUAUGAUCGUGACUCGUGAGUCUCUUAGCAUCUUUCGUGGCAGUCGGACGUGUUGGUUGCAGUUCCGGUCGCCGUAAAACAUAGAUGCGUUCGGUGCAGUUUUGUGUGUUCGAUCAAGUAGAAAAUGUUUACGCACGGGGGUUUUGAUUGUGUAAUCCUAUUGCGUACAUUCCGUUGACGUUGAGCAUGCUGAAAACUAGUUUGCCAAAUAACUGUGCACAAAUUUCGUGAAAAAUGUGGACCACCGUGUGGAAACGGCGACAAUGAGCCAUUUACUAUCAAACCCCACCAGUGAGUGAUUUCGUGCCCGCUUGUAUAUCAACCCGUUAGUGUUGUGGUGGAUGAAGAUGAUGAUGAUGAUGAUGAAUGCAGUCACCGAAAUAAAACGUGACAGCUUUUGAACACCACUACCAAUGGUGCAAGGUGCCAAAUUUAUCCGAAUGUGUCGACAUUAAUCAGCCCCAUUGCACGUGGUGGCUCAUUUCUGCCUAGCUCCAAGCUAGAAAGCCCGUGUGAGUGUGUUCUAAACUAAAAUGAAUGUCUGUUGUUGCUAUCGGCUGCAACGGUGAAGGUCGUGUCUAAAAACGGGCGCCAUAAAUCUGGGAUUAAAUUUUGCCAAAUAGAGAUAGGUGAUGCAGAUUGGGAAAUAUCUGUAAUGCACCGUGUUGUAUCGAAACCAAAGAAAAUUAGUGUAAUAAUCUGUGGGCUUAGUGAAACCGUCGAGCUAAUUCUGUGCAGCCAAAAGAAGAAAACGAGUGUUCAAAUACGCCAAUAAUUUAUAUUUCACACCAAAACGCCGUAUGAGUGUGUGGUGCUGUAAAAAGAAAAAUUAAACCAUAUAAUAAAUUAUCUCCGUUGAGUGUUUUUUCUUUUACCAUAAAGACCUUAUAAAGGCACGUGUCGUUGAUAAACAAAAUAAAAAAACAAAAGAGUGAAAUAAAAACUUGUGCAAAAAUAAUUCACCCCCACAAAAACACACCUACAUACAUUCGAACAAAGUGAUACACAUCUUUAUCAACAAAAAACAUGACGAUGCUUGCGGUGAAAAAUUUCUUCCUGCCGGAGCGGAAAGCACCACCGGAAACGCCAAAGUUUAGCCGCAUGCCGGAAGCAUUCCUUCGCUCGAUCCGGCGCAGAUCGUUACGCAUUAAACGGCCAAAAACUGUCAUCGUUGAGCGGGAGAAGCGAAAAUCGGAUUCGUUCGUCAACAGCCAGGAAUGGACCAUCUCACGAUCCGUGCCGGACAUCCGGCUUGGUAUCGUUGGCAGUCUCAGCUCGGGCAAAUCGGCCCUGGUGCACCGCUAUCUGACCGGCACGUACAUGCAGGAGGAAUCGCCCGAAGGUGGCCGGUUCAAGAAGGAAAUACAGAUCGACAAUCAAAGCUACCUGCUGCUGAUACGGGACGAAGGUGGACCACCGGAGAUACAGUUCGCUGCCUGGGUAGAUGCGGUAAUCUUCGUCUUCAGUCUGGAUAAUGAGUCGAGCUUUAAUGCGAUCUACACCUACUACAACCGGAUAGCGCAUCACCGUAAUACGGCCGAAAUUCCGUUUAUUCUCGUUGGAACACAAGAUGGUAUUUGUGAACGAGCACCACGAGUAAUAGACGAUGCACGAGCGCGAAAGUUGGCGCAAGAUUUGAAACGGUGCACGUAUUACGAAACCUGCGCCACCUAUGGACUAAACGUGGAACGAGUAUUUCAAGACGCCUGUCAGAAGAUCGUCCAGCAGCGUCUGUCGACGGGUUCCACAAUAACGCCAACCAAUUCGCGUCCCACAACACCGCAAGGUACGCGGCUCGGUGUGGCCAGCUUUCACCCGUCAGUUCCUAGCCCCACGAAUGGGUAUUCCGGUGCAGUGGGCAAUCCGGGACCAACCGGUGGUCUAACGCUCGGAAGCAACUCGUCGCCCAGUCAUCAGCAACAUCCACAGAAUCAUCAAACCGGCGGCACUAUGACACUGCCCCAUCGGCAUCACGUUCUGUCCGCCUCGAGCCAUCACAUUCCGAUCAAAAUCAGCCAGGAGCUGAUCAAUGCCGAAGCCGCACAGCAUCAUCACACCACCGGCGGUGUUGGUGCGAAUGGCGGUGGUCCACAGAAGUGGGGUACGAUCUCGCACGGCACAUCCCAGCAGGCGUUGCUAGCGAUGACGAACGAGAACAACAACAUUGCAAAGUUUGUCCCUCCGACACAUCCCGUUUCGAGCGGACCAACCGAUACGCUGCAACCGCUCGGACUGUCGAGCACCAUGUCCGCGAAGGACAGUAGCAGCAGUGGUGGUGGUGGUACAGGUAGUGGUAAAGAUGGAAAGGAUGGCAAAGAGUUACCGACACCGACAUCGACACCGACCACCUCGCGCAAGAGCCGGCGAAGAUCGAACCUGUUCAUCCCGUCGUCCUCCAAGAAGGAACAACAGCAGCAGGAGAAGAUCAAGAACGGUGAGCUCGGUUCCGGUCGGGCCAUCCCAAUCAAGCAGGGCUAUCUGUACAAGCGCAGCAGCAAAUCGCUGAACAAGGAAUGGAAGAAAAAGUACGUCACGUUGUGUGACGAUGGGCGGCUCACGUAUCAUCCGUCCCUGCACGACUACAUGGAGGAUGUGCACGGGAAGGAAGUAUCGCUGCAGUACGUCACGGUGAAGGUACCGGGACAGAAGCCGCGCGGUACGAAAUCCAUCAUCACGAACAGUGCACUAACGGCUGCGGCUGCUGCUGCUGCCCAAGCGUCCACCAACGGCACGAACGGGUCAAAUGGUCAGACGGCAGGUAGCAAUGGGCUCACCGAGGGUAUUGGUGGCCUUUCGCUUGCCAAGGAUCGCAAGUGCACCGAGAAGGUCCUGUUGACCGCGUUCGAUACGUUGCGUGAACCGGUCAAAUCAAACUCGCAAACCAGCGGCGAUGAAGGUAUCGUUAUCAGUAGCAGCAAUUCCCAGGGUUUUCUUGGUUGUGACAGCAGCAACGCUGGCGGUGCUGGUGGUGGAAGCAAGAUCGAUGCGCAAACCCCGAACGUAAAGAAACGUCACCGCCGUAUGAAGAGUAGUGGCGUGGGGAAGAACAGUGAAUAUGACGAUUCCGACGGGUUCGAGUUCUACAUCGUAUCGCUGGAUAACAAGCAGUGGCACUUCGAGGCGUCCAAUUCGGAGGAACGGGACGAAUGGGUUUCGGUGAUAGAGCAGGAAAUCUUCAAGAGCCUGCAGGGCAUCGAAUCGUCCAAAUCGAAACCACUGAAUCCGAGCGAUAUUGCCUCGAUGCAAUCGAUCCGAAGCCGUGUACCGGGCAACGGUUACUGCGUGGACUGUGACUCACCAAAUCCCGAAUGGGCCAGCUUGAAUCUGGGCGUGCUGAUGUGCAUCGAGUGUUCCGGUGUGCAUCGAAACUUGGGUUCACACAUCAGCAAAGUGCGAUCCUUGGGAUUGGACGAAUGGCCUCCUGGACAUUUGAGCGUGAUGCUAGCGAUUGGCAAUAGCUUAGCAAAUUCGGUGUGGGAAGCAAAUACGCGCGGCCGCGUAAAACCAACACCGGCUAGCUCCCGGGAGGAGAAAGAAGCGUGGAUACGAAGCAAGUACGAAGGCAAAGAUUUUCUGCCACACUUUAACCCAUCGCCACCGAUCGGUCAGCAGCUGUGUGAAGCCGUUGUACGUUCGGACAUGAAAUCCAUCAUCAUCCUGCUAGCGAACGCAUCGAACGAGCAUAUAAACUCGACCGCUAGCAACCGUGAUCUCCGGACGCCAUUACUGUUGGCCUGUGCAAUUGGUAAUCUUGCCAUCUCGCAGCUACUGAUAUGGCAUCACGCCAACCUGAAGCACGUCGACAGCGAGGGCCGUUCGUGUUUAACGUUCGCCAAAGCAGCCAACUCGCUGGCCGCAGCCAAACAGGCAACCAACUCGCCCCAUCACGUUAACGUGGAAACGACGACGGCUCUGGUCGAACUGCUGACCAGCCUGGGCUGUACCGAUCCGGCACCAUUCUCCGCCAGCGGUACGUUACCCCGCCGAAGGGAAACCAUCGAUCAGGCUACGUUCGAAAAGUUUUCCUCCAGUGUGAUCUAAAAUGCGGAGGCGCGUUAUUGUAAAUGUUGUAGAAUAAUCAGAAAGUAGUAGCGUGCGCCCUCACUCCUACAUAUUAGACAAAUUUUUCCUUCAGGAACGCAAUCUCAUGUCGGCGCUGUUUGUUUUUUGUUGUAAUUAAGACGCGUGGAGAGGAAAGCUUACUAGCAAGUAUGUUUAGUUUCAGAAUUAUCUUCUGUGUUUACCUGUGUACACGAUAAGCGAUAGCGUAGUAAUCAAUGGUGGUGCAAAAGAAAAAAAAAUUCAAACCGAAACAGCCGGUUGCAUUGUGAUCCGUUUUAAGUCGACUGUCAAAUUUGGAGCUUCGUUUUCUUUUUCGUGUUGAUACUCUAUUUCAACUUUGUACAUAGUUUCGUUCUUUUCGUUUUUUUAGUUUCCAAUAUUAUUGUUUAGUUUUGCCCCGUUUUUCUUGCGUUUGCCUAAGGCAAACAUUGUAAACAAUCGAUCCCAUAUAGUACGAAGCUUAAGUUUUAGUAUGGUUGUAUGUUUAUUUUAGCUUUAAAUGUGUAAGGCUUAAUAAUGUACCAACGAAGAAGGUGCUCCUUGGUGGAGCACGAUAGCGUUGAAUUGUUUAAAAGAGGCAUAAUUCUCUGGGCCAACUAUUAUUACAUUAUCUGGACUGGUACCAUAUAUGUAGGUAUAUCUUUUUAAACAUCUUCAUCAAAUCAUUGAUCCCCUUACACACUCGCGGGUUUAGGUUUUGUCUUACGCAUUAUUUAUUCAAUUGUAUCCGUGUUUUUUUUUUGUCAGUUCCUAGUUUACCCUUUUUUGUUAUGAUUACGUAUACUUCCUUUAAAAAAAAAGAAAGAGAAAGAGAUACACCCAUUCAACACAAUCCCACAGUACUAAUCGAGAAGAAAAAGAGUAGUUCCUACUACAGUACGCUCUCCAUUCGUUAGCAUUAUAAUUGUUAGAAGCGACAAAACAGCUCGAUUAAUUCUCAUAAAGAAAAUGCGUACAUUAGCAUAAGGCACCCAGGAAAUAGAGCAGAACCGAUAUGGAAAGUGUCGUUGUUUUUCCCCCACGUAUCGAUCCGGUAUUAUAAAAACAAAGCAAAAAACAAAUACAUGCCAAAAGGGGACAGCAGCAAUUUUUGAUCGCUCCCGGAACUAGAUCGGAUUGCCCUUUUGCUGUUUUGAUCGUAUAGGGCACCAUUUGCCGCAUGUUAACAAAAUGUUGCAAUGACGGUGUAUAAGCAAAACAGUAAUUAAAAGUAUUUGCACACGUAUUAUAACACAUAACAGCAAACAUAAUAAUAAUAGCACCGCAGCACCAGCAUCCCGUCAAGUGUCUCCCCCCAAAAACCGCGCCACAGCACACACCACAACAAAACAUUCUCUCUUUGUCGUACCUCUUAUAGUGGAUUGAUGAUUAGUACGGAUAGAUUGUACGAAUUGUGUCUUUCGUGCGGAGUGCAUGUAACCUUUUUUUUUGGUAGAAAACAGCUAACCUCAACAAAAUCAACCCCAGCUCCUAGUUAGAGAACAGACAGAUAAAAAGAACAGCUAUUCAACACAUAAUUAACAUUUAGUCGUAACACAUGAAAGCUCUCGAGUUUAUAAUACAACAAAAAAAAGAAGCAACAGCAAAAGCAAAUGUUAAAAUAUCGACAGUUUAUAGUAAACGCCUAGAGUAGUAUAGAAAUGGAUUAAAAACAGAUGCAAACAUAAGUAACAAAACAAAAGCAAAAAGAAAAGGAAACAUCAUCCAAAACAAAUAAUUAACAAAGUAUAUAGUAUUGUAGAUGAGCCAAUGUUGAAAGAAUUACAAAAACAAAACAAUAACAAACUCCGUUACAAAACUUACUUCCUUCUAUGUAUGUCCCACAUUGAAAUAUUAAUAAAAAAAGGAAAAGGGAUGCAGGAGAAAAGUAUAUCAGUAUGAAGGAGAGUGGAUAACAGAAGGAAGCCAGUAGGAUAAAUAGCAAGCAGUACCUUUAAGUAAUAACCUCUUGCGCUCUCCCACAAAACAAAGCAAACAAUCUAUCUCCCGUUGUCUUCUGAGUCAUUGUUUUGUUUCGUUUAUUGUGUUUUUGCAAUUGGGAUGUGCAUUACAAAGCAUUGAGAUAGAGAACAGCAAAAAGGAAAAAAAACAAACGAACGUCUGUAGUACUGCGGUUAUCAAAGAUAAAAUAUACGAAAAUCGAUGAUACGAUGAACAUUAA
Molecule: messenger RNA, 6264 nt
Organism: Anopheles funestus (African malaria mosquito)
Lineage: Eukaryota; Metazoa; Arthropoda; Insecta; Diptera; Culicidae
Gene: CenG1A
Product: centaurin-gamma-1A
Exons: 9
Coding region: 1068-4082 (1004 amino acids)
Cellular component (GO): nucleus
Molecular function (GO): GTPase activity; GTP binding; GTPase activator activity
Source: RefSeq, a predicted model, not a curated record